AUGGCAUUGUCAGGCUCAGUCACUACUUGUCUUUCUCCACCUGUGCAUUAUGUGAUUUGCAGACUUGGAUUUGAGAAAAAAGACACCUAUGAUAUUAGUAAUAUUUUGUCUGAAAAUGGUGAAGUAUGUUGGCAAGCUGUUACAGAGCAUGUGUGUUACCGUGAAUCAGAUCAAAGUGUGGAUUAUAUCAAAAGCAUACGAUCAUUAGGACCUGUAUGUGAAUCUGUUAAUUUGCACUUCAAAUCUCUGACCAAGGAGCAAUUUGUAAUUCAGUAUGCAUUAUGGUUCCACUGGACAAACUACACAGAGUUAUUUCUUGAAGUAUUUGAUGUUCUACACUAUACACAAUCUACAGAAGUUGCUCUUGGCUUAAUGAAACUAACGUCAUGCUUGGAGCGAGCCUUGGGUGAUGUAUAUUUACUGAUUGGUAAAGAUUGCCCUUUCCUUCUAAGAGACUUGCUUGCUUCUGAGCAGCUUGCAGUUGUCUUUGGACAAGCUGUAAUGAAUGUACUGAGGGUAUUCAUUGGAUCUCCGUAUGGUCUGAAUCUUCGUAAUGUUUUGUGGCAUGGGUUUGCAUCCCCAGAAGAAAUUCCCGCAAAAUAUUGUGCUAUGCUGCUUUUUUUAACUGCAGGAUUGGGUCAGUUGUUACAGACAUAUCUUCUGCAGACUAAAUGCGUUUUAGUACAUCGACCUUAUGUGAUCUUCGUUAGCUUAGAGGAACUUGAUGUAUUUCCAGAUCUUAAUCAUGAAACACUUUCCAUAGCUGAAGAGCUAGUAAAACUGUCCAGUUUUGUAUUAAAAACAAUGUUACCAUUUUGGAUGGCUGCUUUAACAGCUUUCAAGCAAAGCAGGUAUGCUGACUGUGUGAUUCUCUUACUUCCUCAGCUGGAAGUUGGACUUAGAUUGCUCUUCACUACAACUAAUAAAUGUCCAAAUCGAUUGCUAACAGCUGAGCCUUCUGCUCUCUACACCACUUUCGAUGAGAUGCUAGCAAAGCAUUUGGAUAAUGAAGAAGUCAACCAGCUUCCUGCAGUUCUUGAGGAACCUGCCAUGGAAUUUCUCUGGGAUUUCUUGAACCACCAGGAGGGUCCACGUAUAAGAGAUCGUUUAAGCCAUGGAGAGAUCAAUCUAGAAGCAUUUCCCAGAGGCGUAGCUAAUCAGAUAGUUGCAUUUGCAAUUACUCUUCUCUGCAGAUUCUCGGAUGAGGACAUGUUUGCUUUUAAGGAACACAUGGUCAUAAAACCACUGAUGAACUGUGCAAGUUGCUACCGUUCUCGAUUUCAUCCAGUUUCCCGACUCAAGAAACAG
This is a messenger RNA of Fulmarus glacialis (Northern fulmar), 1308 nucleotides long. It is a transcript of the gene ERMARD, whose product is annotated as ER membrane-associated RNA degradation. Lineage: Eukaryota; Metazoa; Chordata; Aves; Procellariiformes; Procellariidae. The record is from RefSeq and is a predicted model, not a curated record. The transcript has 12 exons. The annotation marks the transcript as partial.